UACCGCCUACGUGCUACUUCCGGUUGUUCAUCAGUCACAGGACAGCGAGUCGGGCAAGGCGCCCGCUCUGGAAAAAAAAAAAGAAACUCCCAACUUUCCGGGUGUCGUGGCAAGUUUACAGGCGUUUUUCACAGUUUGAGGGGAUUCCAGGCCCUAGAUCAACAAACUAUGGUUCGCGGAAAGGCUGGGUGAGCUUGCAGUCGGGUGUGAAGUAACCGUUCAGUCGGAGAGCGAGUGACAAGCUUCGGUGUUGUUUGGACUUUCAGGCGACGUUUUGGACAGUAUUUUUCGGUGUGCAGUACCGCGGAUUCUGGGGGAAACCUCCACAAAAUGAUGACAUUUAUGGCCAAGAAGAAAAAGUACAAGUUCCACGUCGACUUAGAGUUGGAGGAACUGUCUGCAGUCCCUUUCGUGAACGGAAUUCUCUUCAGCAAGUUGAGAUUGUUGGAGGGAGGGACCUUCACCGAACUGUCGUCAAGGGAAGAAGUGUCGGAACACUGUGUCAGAUGGAACAACAAGUUCAAGUUUGCCUGUAAGAUGAUGGCCAACGCUGCCACAGGCAUCCUGGACCCUUGCAUCUGUAGGGUAUCUGUCAGAAAGGAGGUAAAAGGCGGGAAGACAUUUACGAAGCUGGGAUUCGUAGAUGUAAACCUGGGUGAGUUUGCUGGUUCAGGAACCACGUCCAGGAGGUACCUGCUGGAGGGGUACGACUCGAAACACAGACAGGACAACUCCAUUCUCAAGGUGAACAUAGCAAUGACUCUACUGUCUGGGGACCCCUGCUUCAAAGCACCAGACAUGAAACAGAUGGUGCUGCCAGGAGAGCGGAUGGAUGUCAGUCUACAGCUGGACUGUAAGGCUGACGACGGUGGCGGGAGUCUGGCUUCGGGCAGCAGCGGCUUCGGCAGUCUGCCCAGGAAAAACCGACCCAGCGUGCUCACAUCAGGUUUGGUAUCUCCCAGUAGCGAUGAGCAUGAGCAGAGCCCGUUGUCAGAGGACGUGUUUGAAAUGGGCCAUUCCAGAAACUCCAGCUAUGCCAGCCAACAGUCCAAGGCCUCCGACUAUAGCAGCACACACUCACGAUCCUCCAGUUAUACUGAACCUGGCCACUUCAGAAACUCCAGCUAUGCCAGCCAACAGUCCAAGGCCUCCGACUAUAGCAGCACACAUUCACGAUCCUCCAGUUAUACUGAACCUGGCCACUUCAGAAACCCCAGCCACAGUAGCUCUGGCCAGUACUCCAGCAGUAGCAGUCUUCCCGAGACCUGCGCGAGCGGGGACACCCUCACCGCGGAGACGGCGGGGACCACGCCCAAGGCUCCGGUGCGCAGGGUAGGUGCUGACCGGCUGCUGCUGACAGUCUGCAGACAGCAACACGACAUUAAGCAUAAGGAGGCAAACCAGCAGAGAAGAGUGGACGACACCAGAAUCGACGCAGACGACGUCGUCAACCAGAUUCUGCAGUCACAGGACUUCAGCGCUGACAUGAGCACGGAAGAUGAUGAAGGUUUGAGACUGUUUGUGGCCAAGGAUGGGACAACAGCUCUGAGCAGCCACGAACUCAAGAACAGGAUAUCGGCCGGAGCAUUUGAAGCAGUUAUCUUCGAGAACAGAUAGUUUCCCGGCAGGUUUGAAGACUACAGAGGGUCAAGACAAGCAGGCUACAGAAGGAGAAUAGUUUUCUGUCAUACUUCUGACUCCUACAUUCACACAGCAGAAAGGAAAAAUGCAAAUGAAGAAUCUCUAAAGCAAAGGAUCAUGAUGGGAGAUAUGUAAAGUGGCUGUGCCAUUGAAAAUGAGAAGUUACAUUUGAGAGAUGAGAUAUUGAUUUGACAAGUUGGUAUAUUUUGAUAAGUGUGUAAAAAUGAAAUGAAUCCAUUGUGAGGUUUGUACAAUAGAAGCUUGGAAGAAUGCAUUGUUGUAUGUAAGUACGUUCACUGUGGAAAAGGAAGUAAGGAACUUUGCAAAAUGUAUUGAGGGAAGAAGGAUUGUUUUCGUGCCAGAUGAUUUUCUUUUCAAGGUGCCCGUCGUUUAUAAACUGCUUGAUCAUGUAUAAUAGCCCUGCCAACAUUGUAACAUGCCAAGUUGUAAUAGUUUACUAAUACGGCAUAUUUUAGUAUGGAAACAGUGUAUAUAAUAAUGACAUUCAAGAUUAGGACUUACAAGAACUUGUUUAAUGAGGAAACAAGGAUGCUCAUUUGUAAAACUAAACCUUGCUGUGACUGAUGUAUGUGGCAUAUUUUAGAUAGAAGCUUCAGAUCCAUUCUGUAGUAGAGUGUUGUUGCCAACAUUAGAUAGUAACUGUUAUAUAAUAUGAUGAGAACACAUAGUACACUACUAGUAUGGGCUAUUCUAAUGUAGUCUCUUGGUUCUCCUUGGUUUUAAGGUUGCUGAAUGGCUUUACCAGUAGAAAACUGCAAACCUUCAGGCCUAGACAGUUAAAGUGGUUGCUUGUGGGAUGUUUUCUAUAUAGCUGUCUCAUGUUUUGUUACUAUUAUUAGACUGGCUGCCAUCCUUCCUAGGAUUUGGCUACUUAAACAA
This is a messenger RNA of Branchiostoma belcheri (Belcher's lancelet), 2541 nucleotides long. RefSeq names its product protein FAM102A-like. The record is from RefSeq and is a predicted model, not a curated record. NCBI's taxonomy places the organism in Eukaryota, Metazoa, Chordata, Leptocardii, Amphioxiformes, Branchiostomatidae. The coding region runs from base 331 to 1617 and encodes 428 amino acids. The transcript is spliced from 12 exons.